Messenger RNA from Polyodon spathula (Mississippi paddlefish), 3323 nucleotides. Its product is annotated as protein FAM181A-like. The transcript is spliced from 2 exons. Lineage: Eukaryota; Metazoa; Chordata; Actinopteri; Acipenseriformes; Polyodontidae. The record is from RefSeq and is a predicted model, not a curated record. Bases 194 to 1084 code for a protein of 296 amino acids.
CAAGCAGUUUAUAUUGAUUCACAGUGCUCAAGUGGUAAAACUAGUUUUUUUUUUUCGUUCAGUCGCUCUACUGGGACGCCAUCUCUCAAGUCAGAAGAGUCACAGGGUGCGUAUCUGAAAAUAUGGAAGCUGAGAUCCGCUGGUGAUGUAUGGUGUUUGGAUGAUUUGAUUCUCUCAGACUCACGAUGUGAAAAUGGCAUGCGGCGACAGCGAGGUGAAAACUUUAUUAAAUUUUGUGAACCUGGCAUCGAGUGAUAUCAAGGCGGCACUGGACAAGUCGGCCCCGUGUAGGCGAUCGGUGGACCACAGGAAAUAUUUGCAGAAACAACUGAAACGCUUUUCUCAGAAGUACUCCAGGAUCCCCAGAUGUCACACGUUCAGGUCAGCGGAAUCUAAUAUUGCCAAGGCUCUGCAGGACAAGUCCGGUGUGUACGCCUUAGAGGCUGCAAAUCGGAACAUCAAUGUGGGACACUUGAGUGAAAAGUUCGUGUCGGAUCUGGGACGUGAAGAGCCAAUCAACCCAGAACAAAAUUUAAAAAACGAAAGGGACCACGUUAGACAAGAUCAGGUGCCUAUGAGGAAACGGCAACUACCUGCGUCCUUCUGGGAAGAACCGAGAUCGGCCCAUAGCUUGGAGAAGCAAGAGCCCUUCCAGUCCGCCUGGAAGAAAAAACAGGUUAUCAGCGACGGUGGACUCUCGGCCCACAGAUCCGAGGAUCAGAACAGAAGGAAGCGGUCCGAGGUACCAAAGGCACAUUCAGCACUUGCUACCCAACAGAGCGUAGCUGAGAAGGAGCCAGUGACUUUGGAGAUGGCUUCCUUAACCAGCAGGAUGAACCUGUGUGGCUGCUGUCCAUUUCAGUACCACGGACAACACGUUUACCAAAGCCAUAUAAUCUUGCCACAGUCAAGGUUUUCUGACGUUGGACUUUGGGGGAAAGCUUCGACCUCGCCGACAGAGGCACACAGCAUCUCAAAAGACCCAUUAAUUGGACAAAAGAGCCACGCACAUGUCGUUUUGAAGCCAAUCCCAACAAAACCGAGUGUCCCUUCGCCAAUUUUCAGUGUUUUUGGAUUUGUUUAAAUUAAAAAGAGGAGCACAUACUGUGGACUCAGAAACGCAUGUUGUAAAUUAUCAUUUGAGUAAAGCGUCUUGUGAAUAAUAUGUAGCAUCACGUAGUAUUAUAAUUGUUUUUUUUUUUUUUCAUAAAAAGCACAAGUAAAAAUUAUUGAAAACACUAAUUCUAAAAAGGCUUAAAUGCAACGAAUGGUUUCAAGUAUAAGCACUUUUAACAUUUAUACAUGUUAAGGAAAGAGGCAACAAAUAAGCCCAAAGUGUAUUCACUGGCUGUGCAUUUACGGGUGAGAAGCAUGUGAACUUUUUAUUUUUUUUAAUGAAUUUUACCCGUGCUAUAAAUUGGACAGCAGGGGGCAUAUAGACACUUAAAAUUCAGCUAUGUUAGGUAAUACCACAUCACAGACGUGUAAUUAUGUGUGACUCUAUUCUUAUGUUGGUACUGACAAAUACAUCCCUUGUAGAAUUUUAAAUAUUUGCAUACAUCAUUGAAGUAAUAGGACAUUUGAAUUAAACAAAUUCAUCCUCAAUGGAGGGAUUGCUAGAAGAAAACAUAAUUGAGUGUCUAUAAAAACAAUACUGCAUUCACGCAUGAAAGAUGUUACCAAGCAGCAAAAUGUGCCUCUAAAAUAUGUUAUGCUGUGCAGGUUAUGUUGCUAUGGAAAAUGUACUUACACUUUAGAACAAUGAUUACAGAUUCUUAUAAAAUUCCAGUGUAAGAGCUGUUAUUCCUAUGAUUUUUUUUUUCUUCUGUUAUAGAUAUAACUCUUGGAGAAAUGCUUAAUAACUACAAAACAUAAAAAAUCAACUGUUACUAUGAAACUCAGUAGUAAACCAUGUGCAUUUCCAGCCGUUGUUUUAAAGUGAUAAUCACAGUAUAUCAACUAAUUUGAAAGUAUUAGCAAGAAACAAGUGGAAUUAGAGGUGAUAUCAUGACAAAUAAUUGCUUAUAAUAUAACGCUUGAGAUCCAUAUGAGAAUACCUGGUUUUGAGCUGUAGAUAACGAAACAACAAUCACUGAGUUGAGACAGUUACCGCGCUGUUUUAGUUCAAAAUUUAACACAUGUUUUCUUCAGUAAUAAAAACAUAUAGGACAUCUUUAAAAGAAACCUGCCUUCCAAAGAAAUUACAGUUACCACAGUGUGGCCACUAGGGGGAAGUCUGCUUGCAUGUCCAGCUACAAAUUAAAGGGAAUGUGGUACAAAAACACCCAAGCAGAAAAAAUCUCACUUCAGAAAAUCAACCUUGAGCCUUGUGUCUUUUUAAAAGCAAUUUUUUUCUGGAAUAGUUUGUAUGCACGGCAAAUAAGGACCUAAGCAGAAACAAAAAGAGAAUAAUACUGAACAUACAUUGUUGAAUUAUAAACAGUAAAGGAUUUAAAGAGAUAUUCUCUUGUUAUUUGUACAUGUUUAAUGUUUAUCUUGGAGGCACAUCAGAAUAACAUUCUCAAAUGAGACAUGGAGCUCACCCUGGGUCAUGCGUAAUCCCUUCCCAUGCUAACAGACUGUUUAUGUCAUUUAUAAAUAUUUACUGUGUACACAGUGUAUAUCCGCUAAAAAGCAGUAUCUUGUUUCAAGCUCACCCUCUUCACAUUUCAAAGAGGAAGGAGAAAUUAGAAUAUUAACUCGCCAGGAGUUUGUUUGUUUUCCCACUAUUGUAACUUAUACCAGACACAGAGGGUCAAACCUUUGCACUUUCCUGAAAGUGUGCCAUGGGAUCUGUAGUAUUAGUUGAGUUCUGGGUCAGAGGGGAGACUUCUGCUCUGUCUGUGCUGCAAUGAUUUCACUAGACUUGAGAAGCUGCUCUAUGGUUGUAGUUGUCUGCCAUAGAUAUAUGUAACAUAGGCUAGCUAGAUCACCCAAAGUGUCUUAAUAGAAUCCAUCUAGGAACCUGUUACUUUGGGACAAGUUUCCUUUUGGUUUUGAUGAAGUAUACUGCUGCACAGAAGGCGAGCAAUUGCAAGAACUACUCAUAUGAAGGUACAGUAAGAAAACAUCAUUUGAAGCUACUUACUCUUUCAUUGACAGCUCUCUGUUUUUUUUUUUACCAGUAUGAGGUUUGACGCUGCUGGACUGACCAAUGUAUUUAUUUAUUUAAUUCAUUUUUAGUGUCUGGCCAGUAGGGUUCACUGUGCUGUUCCUUUAUUCAUUCAUUCUUCUUCCAUUCACUGUUUAACAGACUUGAAAAAACAAAACAAAUUAAAAGUGACAUCUGUAAGACUUUCUUUCUGUAAUAAAACACUGUACAC